Messenger RNA from Exophiala viscosa, 903 nucleotides. RefSeq lists its product as uncharacterized. NCBI's taxonomy places the organism in Eukaryota, Fungi, Ascomycota, Eurotiomycetes, Chaetothyriales, Herpotrichiellaceae. Bases 1 to 903 code for a protein of 300 amino acids. The record is from RefSeq and is a predicted model, not a curated record. The transcript has a single exon.
AUGGCAACUGCAACAACGACAUCAUAUUGUUUCAGGUGCCAACACCACCCUGAGCCGGGUGAUGGGCCCCUAAAGCGGUGCAGCAAGUGUCGCGCACGCCAUUAUUGCUCCCAAGAAUGCCAACGCAACGACUGGCCAACUCACAAACAAGAAUGCGACAUCCUCGCAGCGGGAGGACAAUCCGGGCGCAUGAGAUCGACGUUCCGCAUGAUGGGCUUCCCAAAAAUGGGUGACGAGCCCGCCUUGGCUGACCCAGACACAAUCUACUACGUCAAAACCUCCAAACCGCACAUCCACCGUGUGACAGUUUCAGGGCCAUACUAUCCGCUGCAGAACAUCUUCCCACCGCUUCUCAGGCAGCUACGGGACGCAGGCAGCGUCGAGGGCGAGCGCACCCUCGACGACAUCGUCUACGGCGGUGGUGACGAAGCCCUCCUCAGCCUGCAGUAUUUCCACGCGCCCUUGCCCGAUGGGAACAUUAUGAAACUCGAGCUGAUCAGAGAGCAAAACGCCCAAGUCGCGCACAGUCUUCCCUGCGAAGUCUGGAAUAUCUGUGUGAACACAACGACCGGAGACGAAGACCUUAUGGAGACUCUCGGGCAUCCACCAGUCUCGGACAUGGAGGUCUUGGAGUCAUUCGUGUCAAAGGACGAAGCACAUGCAGCCGCGAAGGGAUACCUUCAAAGACUGAAGGCAGAGAUGGGGCCCGAUGCAGUCCUCCACGAAGGCGAGAUGGACGGUCUGCUCCAUGGCGAUGUUGGGCUGCCUGGGAGUGACGAGUUCAAGAUACUCGAGGUCAAGCACCAAAAUGUGACGGUUUAUGACUGGGAGGCGGCACAGGAACAUGUCCGUAGGGUGCGGGCCAUGACUCAGAACCAGGAGGCGCCGACGCCUGAGAACUGA